AUGGAGCGGCCGGAGGAGGACGGCAUCGAACUCCUACACAGCUACGCCCACGGCUUCAUGGUGUCCCAGGUCCUGUUCACCUCCUGUCAGCUCGGGGUGUUCGACACCCUGGCCCAGGCCCCCCUGCACGCCGCCACGCUGGCCGCGAGACUCGGUUGCAGCCUCACGGGGACCCGACGGCUCCUGGACGCCUGCGUGGCCCUGCGGCUGCUCAGCCGGGACGCGUCGGGCCUCUACGCCAACACGGACAUGGCCGCCACCUACCUGACCAGCGAUGGACCCAAGUCUCAGAGGGACAUGAUGCUGUACCUCGCAAAAACGCCGUACCAACUGUGGGCACACCUGGGCCAUGCGGUCAGGGAAGGGCAGAACCAGUAUCUCAGGGCCUUCGGGACGCCCUCAGAUGAUCUCUUCGCAGCCAUUUACAGGGCCGAUGAGGAGCGGGUGGCCUUCCAUCGGGCCCUGGAGGCCACGUGGCGCCUGGAGGGCCGCAGGGUGCUGACGGCCUUCGACCUCUCGGUCUUCCCUGUCAUCUGCGACCUGGGAGGCGGCGUGGGCGCGCUGGCGCGCGCAUGCGCGGCGCUGUACCCCGGGAGCCGCGUGUCCGCGCUGGACGCGCCCGACGUGCUGCGCGAGGCCCGGAUGUGCGGCGGCGGCGGCGGCGGCGUGCGGCUCUGCGCAGGCGACUUCUUCCGGGACGCGCUGCCCCGCGCCGACCUGUUCCUGCUGGCGCGCGUGCUGCACGACUGGCCCGACGCCGCCUGCCGCCGCCUGCUGCGCCGCCUGCGCGCGGCCCUGCGCCCCGGCGGCGCCGUGCUGCUGGUCGAGGCCUUCCCGCCGCGCCGCGCCCCCGCCGCCCGCGCCGCGCUGCUGCGCAUGCUCAGCCUCAACAUGCUGCUGCAGACGCGCGGCCGCGAGCGCGCGCCCCGCCACUACCGCCGCCUGCUGGCCGCCGCCGGCUUCCCGCGCGCGCGCCUGGCGCGGCCCCACGGCCCCGACGCGGGCGUCUACGGCGCCAUGCUCGCCACCACCGCGGCGCCGCGCCCCGGCCCGCCGAUUGGCUCCCCGGCGGAGCCAGGCCCCGCCCCGGCCCACGGAUAG
Messenger RNA from Dipodomys spectabilis (banner-tailed kangaroo rat), 1101 nucleotides. RefSeq names its product acetylserotonin O-methyltransferase-like. Lineage: Eukaryota; Metazoa; Chordata; Mammalia; Rodentia; Heteromyidae. The record is from RefSeq and is a predicted model, not a curated record. Bases 1 to 1101 code for a protein of 366 amino acids. Gene Ontology annotation, molecular function: O-methyltransferase activity. The transcript has 8 exons.